AUGCCAGGAGAGACGGAAUCUGUCGAUGCAGUUCCCCAGUUCGGCUUCAAAAAGCGCUCCAAGCCCAAGGGCAACUUCCGCAAGAAACCCGCCACACCACCACCUGCCUCCGACUCGGGGAGCGACUUCUCUUCCGAUGAAGAUAAUGACGGACGGCGCAUUAAGCGCCGACGCCCCAAUGUAGCUGUCACAGCCUCGUCCGCCGCGAAUACCACAAGAAAAGCCCCAGCCGUCCCAGAAUCCAGCGGUCCGCUUCCCUUGACCUCCAGUAACGAUGCGACGAAACAAUCCAACUGGUACGAUGAGGAAGACUUGAGCGCAAAGAACCUGCUAGGAUCAACGCGGAACAAGCCGCAGGGUUCUACAUCAGGUCCGGAUGGCACGUACAAGGGUGCCGCCAACUACACAUCUUUCAUUCAAAAAAACCCAGAUGCGCCGAAAAAGUUUGGACCAGUCAAGGCUUCUACCAACGUGCGGACGGUGACUACAAUGGACUUUGCGCCCGAUGUGUGUAAGGACUGGAAGCAGACGGGAUUUUGUGGCUUCGGUGACAGCUGCAAGUUUUUACAUUCGCGUGAAGUAUACGCUCAGGGCUGGCAACUGGAUAAGGAAUGGGAGGAUGUGACAAAGGGCAAGAAACCGGGCGGGAAGAUGGUAGCGCAAAGAGGCGGUCUGAAAAAGACGGAGGACGAAGAAGACGAGGAUGAGGAUGCUCUGGAUAAUAUACCAUUUGCUUGCCUCAUCUGUCGAAAGCCCUACCAAACCCCUAUUGUUACGAAAUGCGGACACUACUUUUGCGAGUCCUGUGCUCUGAAACGGUACCGGAAGGAUCCAAGUUACAAAAAGCGAGAGCGUGCCCGGAAGAAGCGAGAGAAGGCGAUCGAGGAAGGGGAAGAAGUGAGUGAGGAGGAAGAAGCUGAGUAG
Molecule: messenger RNA, 924 nt
Organism: Penicillium chermesinum
Lineage: Eukaryota; Fungi; Ascomycota; Eurotiomycetes; Eurotiales; Aspergillaceae
Product: U2-type spliceosomal complex subunit CWC24
Exons: 3
Coding region: 1-924 (307 amino acids)
Biological process (GO): snoRNA splicing
Cellular component (GO): U2-type spliceosomal complex
Molecular function (GO): metal ion binding
Source: RefSeq, a predicted model, not a curated record